Gymnogyps californianus (California condor) is the source of this 4440-nucleotide messenger RNA. It is a transcript of the gene LTBP1, whose product is annotated as latent transforming growth factor beta binding protein 1. Gene Ontology annotation, molecular function: calcium ion binding. NCBI's taxonomy places the organism in Eukaryota, Metazoa, Chordata, Aves, Accipitriformes, Cathartidae. The record is from RefSeq and is a predicted model, not a curated record. Bases 199 to 4374 code for a protein of 1391 amino acids. The transcript is spliced from 28 exons.
CCUAACAGUUUGGGGGGCGGGUGGGAGGAACCGGAGGUUUUUUUCCUUUCCCCCCCGGAGCAGGUUGGGGGGCAGCGAGCGGAGGAAGGAUCCGCACCCCGGGCGCAGGUCGCGCACACACACGUCCUUUGAAGGAGAGGAAACCCGUGCACCGCGGGUCCGGGAAGCUCGCCGGCUGCAGGGGCUCCAGCUGUGGAAAUGGCUCAGAUCAGAUGGGGCUUCCUCCUCGUCCUCGCUGCCUGUGCACUUUUGUCACCAGCGCUCGCUGCCUCCGAAAAGGGCAGGCUGAGGAGGAUCACGUACGUCCUGCAGCCCGGCCGGGGGGGCUCCUCUGGCAGCCGGCAUCAGCGUCCGACCCUCCUCGGGGGGGAGCAGCAGCCGCAGCAGCGCACGUUUAACGUACAGCUGAACACGCGCUACAGCGGCGGCGGCGGCACCCUGGAGCGGAGCCGGCGGAUGAGCAAGCCGGGCGGCGCGGGCGUCCAGCUCCGCUUGGGCCCCGCCGGGCAGGUCCACCCCAACUCCGCCGCUCACGCCUCCUCCUUCGCCAAGCCGGCCCGCUUCGGCCCGCGGCCCAAGCCGCCGCCGGGCCCCCACGGCAACAGCAGCGCCGGCCUGCCCCUCCGCCAGAAGCACCAGCUGCCGCCGCUGCCAGGGGUCAAUGUCUGCGGGGGGCAGUGCUGCCACGGCUGGAGCAAGGCCACGGGCUCCCAGAGGUGCAUCAAACCUAACUGUGCACCACCAUGCCAAAAUGGAGGGAUGUGCCUGCGACCUCAGCUUUGUGUGUGUAAACCAGGAACAAAAGGUAAUUCCUGUGAGGAUACAGUCAUGCAAGACACAUCUUCCACUGGAGGCCGGAGCCCUGUUGUUCCCCCGUGGCCCAUACCCCAGCAGGCUGCUCAGCAGACCUUCUCUCAGAAGGGGCAGGUCCCACCGAAGGUUGGCCCUAUGACUCAGAUGGCAUUCACCAUCAAGCAGAAGCCUCCUGUUGGGUUACCUCAGCAAAUGCAACCACAGAUGAUACCCCUUUCAUCUCAGACACUGAUGAUGAAUCUUCAUCAUGGCCAAACACAGGAAUAUGUGAUCAAACCCAAAUAUUAUCCAGUAAAAAAAGUGAUUUCAGGACAACAGUCCACUGAGGCCUCAUUACCACUGAGACUGGGCCAGGAUCAGCUUGCAUCACCUUUUCAAUUGGGAAAUCACACUGGUCGCAUCAAGGUGGUCUUUACACCCAGCAUCUGUAAAGUGACUUGUACCAAAGGCAACUGUCAGAACAACUGUGAGAAGGGAAAUACCACCACCCUCAUUAGUGAAAACGGCCAUGCUGCUGACACUCUGACAGCCACUAACUUCCGAGUAGUUAUUUGCCACCUUCCAUGCAUGAAUGGAGGCCAGUGUAGUUCUAGAGAUAAAUGCCAGUGCCCUCCUAAUUACACUGGUAAACUUUGUCAGAUCCCUGUGCAGACUGCCAGUACUCCAAAACUGUACCAUCACCCACAACAGGUGAACAAGGCUGUAGGAUCACAAAUUAUCCACUCUACUCAUACUUUACCACUGACGAUGUCUGGACAGCAAGGUGUAAAAGUGAAGUUCCCUCCUAACAUAGUGAAUAUCCAUGUGAAACAUCCCCCUGAAGCCUCUGUUCAGAUCCAUCAAGUUUCAAGAAUUGACAGCACAUCAACAGGACAAAAAGCAAAAGUACCUCAGCCAGUACAUCCACAGGUCUCUUACCAAGGUCUUCCGUAUCAGAAGACUCAGAAAGGACAUCCUACUUACACAAAUCAACAACCCAUUCCUCAUAUGUUUCCUGUUUCAGUUAAAACUCAGCUUGGGCGCUGCUUCCAGGAGACUAUUGGGACACAGUGUGGCAAAGCACUUCCUGGCCUUUCCAAGCAAGAAGACUGCUGUGGAACCGUGGGUACUUCCUGGGGUUUUAACAAAUGCCAGAAAUGUCCCAAGAAGCCGUCUUACCAUGGAUACAGUCCUAUGAUGGAAUGCCCACAAGGCUACAAGAGGAUCAAUGCUACAUUUUGUCAAGAUAUCAAUGAGUGUCAGUUACAGGGAGUAUGUCCUAAUGGUGAGUGCUUGAAUACCAUGGGCAGCUACAGGUGUACCUGCAAAAUGGGAUUUGUGCCGGAUCCUACCCUGUCAAGAUGCAUACCUGAUAAUCCUAUAGUUGCUGAAGAGAAAGGACCCUGCUACCGGUUUGUUAGUGCGGGAAAGCAAUGCAUGCAUCCUCUUUCUGUUCAGCUCAGCAAGCAGCUUUGCUGUUGUAGUGUUGGCAAAGCCUGGGGCCCGCACUGUGAGAAGUGUCCACUUCCAGGAACAGCUGCUUUUAAGGAAAUCUGCCCUGGUGGAAUGGGUUAUACGGUUUCUGGCCCUCACAGAAACAAGCUAUAUCAUCACCCUGCAGUUAGAGUACAGCCACCUGUCAUUGGCAAGACCCCGAUUACUCAACCUGUUGCUAAAGGUACUUCUCCUCCACCUCUCCCAGCAAAGGAAGAGCCAGUGGAGGCACUGACCUUCUCACAGAAAAGUGAGACUGAGAUGGCUGUGCAAGAAGUGGCAACUGCAGCCCCUGAUCAGGAAUUAGCUUCCCUUGAUCAAGAAAAGCAGCCUGAUCUAGAGCCUGGGCAGCCUCAGCUUUCUCCUGGAAUUUCAACAAUUAACCUGCAUCCACAGUUUCCAGUAGUGAUUGAGAAAACAUCUCCUCCUCUGCCUGUUGAAGUUGCUCCUGAAGUCUCUACUUCGAGUGCAAGUCAAGUAAUUGCACCUACUCAAGUUACAGAAAUCAACGAAUGUACAGUUAAUCCUGAUAUCUGUGGAGCAGGACACUGUGUUAAUUUGCCUGUGGGAUACACUUGCAUCUGCUACGAGGGGUACAAACUUAACGAUCAGCAGACAAAGUGCUCUGAUAUUAAUGAGUGUAAUCAGGCACCCCAUCUCUGUUCCCUUGGACGCUGUGAAAAUACAGAAGGAAGUUUCCUAUGUAUUUGCCAAGCUGGUUUCAUGGCCAGUGAAGAUGGAACCGACUGCGUUGAUUUUGAUGAAUGUUCAAGACCUCAUACUUGCGGGGAAGGCUUUUGUAUAAAUACUGUUGGCUCAUACAGAUGUGAAUAUUGUGAUAGUGGAUACCAAAUGAACAGGAGAGGUGAAUGUGAAGACAUUGAUGAAUGCCUGACUCCAACUACUUGUCCAGAUGCGCAGUGCAUUAAUGCUCCUGGCUCUUACCAGUGCAUUCCUUGCAGAGUGGGAUUCAGAGGCUGGAAUGGACAGUGCCAUGAUAUAGAUGAAUGUCAGUAUGGCAAUCUCUGUACAAAUGGACGUUGUGAAAAUAUGGAGGGGUCUUUCAGAUGUAUUUGUGGCCAAGGUUUCAGACUCUCUGCAUCAGAAGAUCAGUGUGAAGAUAUAGACGAAUGCCAGCACCGAUCACUCUGUACAAAUGGACGCUGCAGGAACACAGAAGGAUCUUUCAGAUGUAUUUGUAGCCAAGGCUACACAUUAUCAUCUACUGGAGAUCAGUGUGAAGAUGUUGAUGAAUGCCUUCAAGACAGUGAUAUUUGCCUUGGAGGAAACUGCAUGAAUACUGACGGGUCUUACAAAUGCACUUGUCCAGAUGGUUUCCAGCAGAUAGCGAGUAGGGGAUGUCAAGAUAUCAAUGAAUGUGAGAGAUCUGACCUCUGUUCACCUCACGGGGAGUGUCUAAACACGGAUGGUUCCUACCAGUGCAUAUGUGAGCAGGGCUUUUCUGUGUCUGCAGAUGGCCGAACAUGUGAAGAUGUUGAUGAAUGUGCAAACGGCACAAUAUGUGGCAGUCACGGGUUCUGUGAAAAUAUGGAUGGCUCCUACCGCUGCCUCUGUUACCAAGGGUAUCAGGACCCACAGGAUGGGCAAGGGUGUACGGAUGUGAACGAAUGUGAAAUGCUGAGUGGAGUAUGUGGCGAAGCCCUCUGUGAAAAUGUCGAUGGUUCUUUCCUGUGCCUGUGCUCUGAUGAAAACCAGGAGUAUGAUCCGAUGACCGGACAGUGUCGCUUCCGUGCCUCACCAGAAUUACCCAUAGAGGCUGAUCAACAUGAAGAUGGAAAGAAGGAGUGCUACUACAAUCUGAACGAUGCUAAUUUCUGUGACAAUGUGCUUACAUCCAAUGUAACCAAACAAGAAUGCUGCUGUACCUUGGGUGCUGGCUGGGGGAUAACUGUGAAAUCUUCCCAUGCCCUGUCUUUGGAACUGCUGAAUUUACUGAUUUGUGUCCUGAAGGAAAAGGUUUCAUUCCCUCUGGAGAAUCAUCUUACGGGCUUCUUGCUCAGAAUUACAAAGAUGCUGACGAAUGCCAACUCUUUGGACAAGAAAUCUGUAAAAAUGGCUUCUGUUUGAAUACACAGCCAGGUUAUGAGUGCUACUGCAAACAAGGCACAUACUAUGACCCUGUUAAGCUCCAGU